This is a messenger RNA of Monopterus albus (swamp eel), 6914 nucleotides long. It is a transcript of the gene mia3, whose product is annotated as MIA SH3 domain ER export factor 3. Gene Ontology annotation, biological process: endoplasmic reticulum to Golgi vesicle-mediated transport; protein secretion; vesicle cargo loading. Bases 104 to 6397 code for a protein of 2097 amino acids. Gene Ontology annotation, cellular component: endoplasmic reticulum exit site; endoplasmic reticulum membrane. The transcript has 28 exons. NCBI's taxonomy places the organism in Eukaryota, Metazoa, Chordata, Actinopteri, Synbranchiformes, Synbranchidae. Gene Ontology annotation, molecular function: protein binding. The record is from RefSeq and is a predicted model, not a curated record.
GUGCCUGCCCCCAAGCCGGAUCUGAUAUGCUGACGUGUCGGCUCCUCAAGCCCAGUGCCCAUGUUCCAGCGGCAGAACCAAGGCAGUCAAUAAGACUGCCAGCAUGGAAGGAAAACACUAUAGACAAUGCUUUUUAUUACUUUUAUUUAAUUUUACUUCAAUUGCAGCUGUGGAUAAAAGGUUCUCCGACUUUAAAAGCUGUGCCGAUACGGACUGUAGCAUGCUUUUGUGUCGGGGAAAAGCUGUGAAAGAUUUCACUGGACCAGAUUGUCGGUUCUUGUCUUUUAAAGAAUCUGAAACUAUCUAUGUAUACUACAAACUGUCAGGCAGAAGGUCAGACAUAUGGGCCGGAAGUGUUGCAAAUAAAUUUGGCUAUUUCCCAAAGGAUCUUCUUGCAGUUAACCGUGUUUAUACUGACAAGGAGCAUAUUGUUAAAGCAGAGGAAACAGAUUUUGUCUGUUUUGACGAUGGAUUUGACAAGUUUGACAAUUACAACAUAGAUUUUCUCUUAGGCUCAUUGGAACAGGGGAAUGAUGGUGAAAAAAAGGGAAUGUCUGACCAAAUCCAGGUGGCAGAGGACACUCUUGAAGAAACACAGCCAUCAGUAGAAGAAGCAACUAUCAGUGAAAAUCAGCCUACACUCCAUGAUAAAUCAGAUCUUGAUAAAGUUCCUGAUGAUCAAAGUGCCUCUAUAUCUGAACUUGAUGUGGCAAAUGAACCACCUCCAGUGAAAGUAGUAGAGUCUGAUAGAGCAGCUACCCUUGAUACCACUGAAAGAGCUGCCGAAGACACCAAAACUCAGCAGAAAAAUGCAGUAGAGUCUAUUCUUGAAAAUGUGUCAGAAAGGAGCGAAACCAAAGAUACAUCCACAAAACCUGAAGUGGAAUAUGUGCCUAAAGAUGGCGAUAUUUCAGAAAAUGAACCAGUUUCAAUUUCUGAAGCCAUGCAAAUCCCCAAGUUUAAAACUACCCUUGGCACAACUUUUGAUGCUGUCACCACCGAUGAAGAAAUCACCAAAAAAGUCACCCCAUAUGAAGAGGAGGAAAGCAAAGAAGUGGAAAACCAUCCUGAAGAUGACAUUGAUGUUAAGGAAAAGACACCAUUGUUGUCUUUCUCUAAAGAACGUGUAAGCACUCCAGUGUCCGAUUCCCUUGAACGACAAGAAAUUCCUCCAACAACACAUGAAAGGAGUGACACCAAAGAAACACCCACAAAGGCUGAAGUAAAAUCUCUGUCUAAAGAUGAUAUUGUUUCAGAAGAUGAAACAGUCUCUACUUCUGAAGGAGUGCAAAUUCCUGAGUUGAAAACUACGUUUGGAACAACUUUUGAUGCUGUCACCACUGAUGACGAAAUCACUAAAAAAAUUACCCCAUAUGAAGAAGAGGAAAGCAGUGAAGAUGUGGAAAACCAUUCUGAAGAUGACGCUAAUGUUAAAGAAAAGACUCCAUUGCUGUCGUUCUCUGAAAAAUCAGCAAGCAGUCUAGUGUCUGAUUCCCUUAAACAGCAUGAAAUUCCUUCAACACAUGGAAACAGUGAAACCCUAGAGACACCAAUAAAGUCUAAAGAAAAAUCUCUGCCUAAAGAUGAUAUUGUUUCAGAAGAUGAAACAGUCUCUACUUCUGAAGGAGUGCAAAUUCCUGAGUUGAAAACUACGUUUGGAACAACUUUUGAUGCUGUCACCACUGAUGACGAAAUCACUAAAAAAAUUACCCCAUAUGAAGAAGAGGAAAGUGAAGCUGUAAAAGAUCAUACUGAAGAUGACACUGAUGUUAAGGAAGAGACACCAUUGUUGUCUUUCUCUAAAGAAUCUGCAAACACUCCAGUAUCCGAUUCCUUCAAACGAGAAGAAAUUCCUCCAACAACACAUGAAAGGAGUGAAACCAAAGACACACCCACAAAGUCUGAAGAAAAAUCUCUGCCUAAAGAUGAUAUUGUUUCAGAAAAUGGAACAGUCUCUGUUUCUGAAGGAGUGCAAAUUCCUGAGUUGAAAACUACGUUUGGAACAACUUUUGAUGCUGUCACCACUGAUGAAGAAAUCACUAAAAACAUAACCCCAUAUGAAGAGGAUGUAAGUGAAGAUGUGGAAACCCAUCCUGAAGAUGACACUGAUAUUAAGGAAGAGACACCAUUGUUGUCUUUCUCUAAAGAAUCUGUAAGCGCCCCAGUGUCCAAUUUCCUCAAACAGCAAGAAAUUCCUCUUGGAGAUGCUGGUUUUCCAGUUGUCCCUGGGGGAGAAAAGACAGCACAAGAUCCGAGUUCAGAGGAUGAGGGGGAAGAAGAAGCUACUGCAAUAACUCAUCCAAGUUUUGAGGAAACAAAAAAAGAUGCGGAAGGACCACUAACAAUAGAAUCACUGAAAGAGCCAGAAAACAGAGCGCAAGUACUUAAAGACCUUCCUGAUUCCAUUUCUUUACAGUCAGAUAAUAAAGAAACAGUUGAUUCUGAGAGGCAUUUGUUUAAUCUUGAGGAGGAGAGUGAUAGAACAGUGAUAAGACCUGAGGAGGGUUUGGCUAAAACACUAAAACUUACUGACGAGCCAGUACACCAUCAAACAGAAGCAAGUGCAAAAUCAGUAGAUCCAGUAUCACAAGAUGAUUUUUUUGCAAGCCCAGAGGAUGAAAAAUCAGAUUUUGAAACAAUACACAAACCACCCAUUGAGGACAAAGAAAAAGAAGAGGCGUCAGAAGAUUCAGAGCUCGGCGAGGAUAAUGUCGAUUUACAAGAUAGUAGCAUUGAUACUGAGCAUAGAGAGGAUUUUGACAGUGCACUGGAGAAAAACAAAAUGGUGACUGAUCAAGAAUUGGUCAUUAUAGAAAGCACAAAAGAUAAGAAUCCAUUCACUGAGGAGACACAAACAAACAAUUUGGUCAAAGAUAAUGAAAAUAUAGUAAAUAUGAGCCUACCUAAUCAGAUAAAUGACAAUUUGAUGAUAGAAAGUAAUAACAGUCAACUAGAAUCAUUUGUUGAGGAACCACAUACUGAGGAGAGGGAAGAUGAGAUCAAUCCAGAGAUAGAGGAAGAGAACAAUGAGGAGAAAGAAGAAUUACUUGAAGAUGAAAAUGCUCUUUCACAGUUAGAAAACAUACACGUUGACAAACCUUCACCUGAAACUGGAACUCUACCUACUGCAUCGACUCUAGAGCCAGAAUACAGCGAUAGUGUCAUGAGACUGACUCUGCUGCGAGAGCACUUCACAGAGGCGUACAUGCAACAUUUCCAAAACCAUCUGGGCCUCAAGAAUCUUUUCAAAGUAGAGGCCAUGUUCUCUGACUUGGACACAGAGUUACAGGCUACCUAUCUCUCAAACACAGGCACCACGCAAGACAUUGAACGUGCACUUGAGAGCAUCCUCGAAACCUCAGAAAAUACUAUCUUGGCAGAGAUUGAGAAGAUGCUGGAUAGCCAGGACACAAAACACAGUUAUCACCACACUAUGGACACAAGUAGUUUGGAUGAAGAAACACAAAUACUAGAUGAGUUUCAGGAGCUUGCAUUCAGGCUACGACACAAGUAUUCAACAGCCAGUGACAGCACGCCUUUGGUCAUGGAAACAGCAUCAGGUAUUGAUAAGGAUGACCAUAAACCGAAUGUUAAAGACUACAUCCCCCACAUAGAUGAAGAAGACAGUGUUGACAGUGUCCCUGAGACUGAGAGUGAUAACCUCACAGUAACAGAUUAUGAGGAAAGGUCAACAGAGAGUGGAGGGGAACAGAUAGUUUUGAAUGAAGUGCACACUGGACCAGACGUCAGUGUGGAAGAGGAUAGUGGACACUUCAACAAAAACAAAGACAACCAGCCAGGACUUAGUGCAUCAGAUGGAAUGCAGAAGGCCCCACAAGCCACUCUGGAAAAUCCUUUAGACGUGGGUCUUGGUGUUGAGAUGGAGCACUCAUCCUCGGGAUCUCUGGACUCAAUGGAACCAGUGUCUGAAAUUCAUGAAGAAAAAGUGGGAUUAUUCUCAACUGUAAUUCUUUACACGGGCUGCAUCCUUUCGAUGAUCAGGAGUAAAACCACAGAGUGGACCAUUGUGAUGAUUUCACUACUGCCAGAAGAGUGGAAGCCAGGAGAGACUCUGUUUGGCUUUCCUUGGCAAGCAGUUGUCAUCACUGCUUUAGUUGGAAUAGUGACCUUCACCCUCUUCUUCUGGAGGACUGUGUUGGUGGUAAAGAAAAGAGAAUACCUUGUGGAUGAAAAAAGCCUCAAAGGGCAAAUACAGGCACUCAAAAAAGAGAAGAGUGAUAUUCUGGAAAAGAUGUCUGAACUCCAGAAGCAGACUGAACAACUGAAAGAAAAUCAAAAGCAGUCAAAGGAAACUGUUAGUGUUACAAUGAAAAUGGUACAAGACCUGGAGAGUAAAGUUUUGGAGGCAGAAACCCAGAAUAACCAGAUGGCUGAAGAGAAGAACACAUACACAAAAUUACUCAAAGAAGAGAGGGCAAAGUCUCUGCAAAAUGAAACCAGGAUUGAGAAGUUGGAGAAGUCAAAUGAGAAGCUACAACUCGCCAGGAAAAAGAUUCAGGAAGCACUUGCUAAGACUACUGUUCUCCUGGACGAGGCCAAGAUUCGUGAAGAUGCCCGAAACGUUCAGCACAAAUGUCUUGAGAAAGAGCAUGCAGCAGCGAAAGAAGAAAACAAAAGGCUUACAGCUACUAUUAAGGACUGGGAGGAAAAACACAAGGAGCUGAGUGAGCAGAUUAAAAUCUAUCACAAGUCCCAGAAAGAGCUUGAAGACUCUGUGGUGCUCAAAGAUCACAAUGUAGAGGUGCUGUCUGAACUUCUGUCAGAUCUCGAUGCUUGCGAUUUACAAAAGAGUGACACCAGAGUUUUAGCCAAUGGAGAAGUUGCACCUGAUAAAAACACAGCCAUAAAGAACAGAAUCAAACAGAUGAUGGAUGUUUCCCGGGUCCAGACAGCUCUCACAGUAGUUGAAGAACAGCGUGAUCACUUCAUGACCAAACUACUUGAUGAAGAAAAGUCUAGAAAGGCACUGGAAGAACAACAUCGGGAGCAGGAGCAUGCAAUUGCAAGCCUAAAAAGUGAGAAGAGCCAUAUUGAAAACCAGUUUAAGGUCCUCCAGCAGAAAAAUGAGAUCAUGGUUGAAAUGUAUCAGCAGAAGGAAAAUGCUCUGCAGCAGAGAUUAACAAAGGAGGAGCUGGAACGACGCAGCAAAGAGAAUUUGCUGUUUGAGGUGGGAGGAAAAGCCCUUGAGGCUGAGGAGCAGGUAAAAGUCUUAAGGCAACGCAUUAAUGAAAUGGAGGAGCAGAUGAAGAAGACAGAGGAAGUCUACAAAGAGCAGAUAAAAGAACAGGAAAACAAAACACACUCUAAUUGGGUGAAUGCUCGUAAUGCAGAGAGAGCCGUGAAUCAGGAGAAGCUUGAAGCAGCAAAGCUCCGUGAAAAACUGGCUGUACUCACCUCGCAGCUAAAUGAGCGGCGCGUUCCUCUCUUCAGACCAAACUCUGGACAGCCUGCAGGUCCUCGCCAAGGUGAUUCAUAUGGGGCCUCUCCUGUGAGUGGGGGCGCACCAUCCCCUCCAAUAAUGAUAGAGGGCCCCAGACGCCCUCCUUCUGCCCCAGUGGGGCGACGAAUUGACCCAUAUGGUCCACGACCUCCAUCAGAACCUCAUGGUCGGUACCCUGAAAACAAACACCUCCCUGGGAUGGACAUGAUGGGCCCCCGUAGCUCGUCACCUGCCAACAUGGAAGGAUCUACACAAGCAGUAGAUCCACACAUUAAAGCUGAGGCCUCCACAGAGAGUCCAGAUCCAGGGCCUGGAUCUUUCCUGGCAUCUCCGAUCAGGGACUCACCUGGCCCUGGACUCAGUGACCCACUCAUGCCUCCUGGACCGCACAGCCGUGUGCCACCACCUGGACCUUACAGACAUCCACGAUUUGGACUCUACCACUUCCCACCUGGACCCCAUGGCCCCCCUCCUCCAAAUGUACCGUCCUCUCUUCACGGGCCUCCGCCACCAGCUAACGGACACCCAGGUAUGCCUCUGCCUGGACCAGUGGGAGGAGACUUUGGACCUCGACCUGCCAACGGACUUGCUUUCCACCCCAGAUUGGGCCCUGGCCAUGUCACUGACCCUCGGGGCCCACCAACACCACACUUCCGCCCCCCUCUGCCUCAUGACUUUGCACCUCCGUCACAUGGUGCUCGUGGACCUAUUGGACCACGUCCACCCAUCCCUCCUGACAUGCGCUUCCCAAGACCUCGUGAACCCACCAGCCCACCAAGGAGCCUGCCCCCGGGUGUCCCACCACAUCCUGGGGAUGUUUAUGAUCAGGCUCCACCCAAUCUUCUCCACAACUCAGCAGGAGCUCACAGUGGCCCAGGACAGUACCUGCAGGUGAAGCAGGAGGCCUCUCAGAACUCGGCAAUGGUCAAGCCUUAAAAAUACCACCAGCUACAGCAGAGGACUUGAAAAUCAUUACCCUGAACACACCAUGUUAACAAACCGGAUCCAGUCCAAACCCAGGCCAUGAUUAUUUUCAUAUUUCAGCUAUAAAAUAAAAACCUUAAACAUUUAUUAAAAACAUGGUUCUUUAAUUAAAAUAUCGUCAAUGAUUGUCUGAAAAAGUAAACAUUCACAGGGUUGUCACUUUUCCUUUUUUAAACAGCUUAUUGUGCAAUAACACUUCAUUAUAUACCAUUUUCAUUAGUGUUGAUCUUUAAAAUUUUAUAAAUAUAUAUGGGGGUGGUGAAUUUUUUAAAUGUCAUUUCCUGUGGAAAUUAUUUUGAAAAAUGACAAAGGAAGAGAGGUUUAGCUUCUAGCAUUUCAGGAAUACCACAGUUUUCCCAAAGCUACAGCUUUAGAACAAAUUACAAAGUAAAUGUGUAAUUGAUGGCCAGAUGUAUAACUUAUUUUACCAUGCUGGUAGAACUUGUAAUAAUAAAGAAUGUAAAAGCGA